Mytilus trossulus (common blue mussel) is the source of this 1114-nucleotide messenger RNA. RefSeq lists its product as uncharacterized. The record is from RefSeq and is a predicted model, not a curated record. The coding region runs from base 104 to 1114 and encodes 336 amino acids. Gene Ontology annotation, cellular component: cytoplasmic side of plasma membrane. Gene Ontology annotation, molecular function: enzyme activator activity; lipid carrier activity. NCBI's taxonomy places the organism in Eukaryota, Metazoa, Mollusca, Bivalvia, Mytilida, Mytilidae. Gene Ontology annotation, biological process: ganglioside catabolic process; lipid transport. The transcript is spliced from 7 exons.
GAAAAAUCACGUGACAAGUCUUGUGAUCAUCGAGCGGUCUACUAAGCGAAGAUUCUGUUGAUACUGCUGCUAGAACCUUUCACGUAUAAAAAUACCAAACACAAUGAAGAAGGCACUACUUUCAUUCUCAGCUGUACUAUUGUUGUCGAUAGCGCACGCGUUGCCAAAUGUGUUUAACUUUGAAAUGCCUAAAAUUGACAGCCUUCUGAAAGAUGUUAAAUCAUCUAAGAAUCGGUUCACUGACAAUGUCAGCCAACUGUUGAUGCAGUAUCACAUGUCUCAGAGCAAGGGGUUUAAACAGAAUAUGAUUGAUCAAUUGAUGAAGACCAGUGGAAUGAGAAGCCAAGUUAAUGGAUUUCAGUGGAAGGAUUGUGGAAGUGCAGCAGGGAAGAUUUCCAGUCUGAACAUCUCCCCAGAUCCCAUCCAGUUUCCAGGAACCAUCACUGUAUCUGUAGGGUUUACUCUCAACACAACAUUAGAUAAACCUUUAGCGAUGGAUGUGCAGUGGUUUAAGAAGUCUGGAUCCUCCUAUAUUAAGAUACCCUGUAUAGGUAUGAUUGGUAGCUGUACCUAUGACAGUGUCUGUAGCAUCCUGGCUGAUGUCCAGUGUCCAGAUCCUCUUGUUCAACAUGGUAUACCAUGUCAGUGCCCCUUUAAAAAGAACACCUACAAUCUUCCAGCAACUGAUUUUGAGGUAGAUGCCGCUUUUCUUCCUGAAGGAGAUUAUCAUAUAAAGGCUAUUGUACGAGCAGGGAAAACACAGGCAGCCUGUCUGGAUGUGUAUGCCUCAGUGGCUUAUAUGAGUGUUAUUUGGGAAAAAAAGAACAACCAAGGACAAUUUGUAGAGAUACCAUGUAUCGAGGACCUAUUUACAUGUAAUUACACAGAUGUUUGUGAACUAAUGGACCAGAUUGUACAAUGCCCUGACCCACUGGUAGCAGCAGGAAUUCCAUGUCAGUGCCCUAUUACUAAGGGUAAAUAUUUGAUGAAUAAUGCUAAUUUUGAGAUUGAUGCUGCUGUCCUAUCAGAUGGAGAUUAUCGAAUAAAAGUAAUGGCAAUGGCUAAAGGAAAACAAGUGUUGUGUAUUGAUAUGACAGCCUCAGUAUCAGGGUAA